GCGCCUCUGCCUCCUUCCUGCUUGGCCACUCACCCAAAGAUAACACUUAUCAUGGGCUACAACGCCAGAAUUGCUGCCAACCCAUAUGUGGUCGGCUCUUUUGCGUGUAUAGGCGGUGGCCUUUUUGGGUUGGACAUCUCGUCUAUGUCUGGUGUGCUCAACAACGAUGCCUACCUGAAAACUUUCAGCUCACCCGGUCCUAAUGCUCAAGGUGCAAUCGUUGCCGCCAUGCCUGCGGGUUCGUUUGUAGGCGCGCUCGCCGUCAGUGCUCUUGCCGAUAAAUUCGGUCGCAAAAAGACUGUCAUCCUUUCUGGUAUCAUCUGGGUCAUCGGCGCGAUUUUGCAGUGCGCUUCAAUCAACCGAGGUAUGCUAGUCGUUGGUCGUAUCAUAUCUGGUAUCUCUGUCGGUCUUGCGUCCGCUGUCGUUCCUGUCUAUCAGUCAGAGAUUACGGCUCCUCAUAUUAGGGGACGUCUCGUCGCCAUGCAGCAAUGGUCCAUCACUUGGGGCAUCCUCAUUCAAUACUUCAUCCAGUUUGGCUGUUCCUAUAUCAACGGUGUCGCCUCGUUCCGAAUCCCGUGGGGUCUCCAAAUGAUACCAGCCAUCAUCCUCUCUACGGGCAUGCUGGCGUUCCCCGAGUCUCCUCGAUGGCUCGUUGAUCACAACAGGGAGGAUGAAGCACUCCAGAUCCUCGCGGAUCUUCAUGGUGGAGGUGAUCCUAAUAAUGCACUCGUGCAGCUCGAGUUUGAGGAGAUCAAACAACAGGUCUACUUUGAGCGUACCGAGGGCGCCAAGUCUUACUUGGAUCUUUUCAAGCCUGGAAUUUUCCGUCGUGUCGGGCUCGGCGCAUCGCUCCAGAUGUGGUCCCAGUUAUCUGGCAUGAACAUUAUGAUGUACUAUAUCGUCUAUGUGUUCCAAGGCGCUGGCCUAACAGGUCGUCGUGGGAACCUGAUCGCCGAUUCUGUUCAAUAUGUUCUAAAUGUUGCCUUCACUGUACCCGCCAUUCUCUACAUCGAUCGCUGGGGUCGCCGCCCUAUGCUUCUCGCAGGCACCCUGUUCAUGGGAUUUUGGCUGAUGCUUGUUGGCGGUCUGCAAGGUAGAUACGGACACUGGGGUACAGUCGGCACCGAUCGUGUUUGGGUCAUUGAUGGACAUGACGGUGUCACGAAGGGUAUCAUCGUCUGCUCUUACUUCUUUGUAUGCAGCUUUGCAAUCACUAUGGGUCCAGUGUCUUGGACUUACCCGGCUGAAAUAUUUCCGAUGCGUGUGCGUGCGAAGGCUGUAUCGUUAUCCACUGCGGCCAACUGGCUGUUCAACUUUGCGCUCGCAUGGGCAGUCCCACCCGGUUUAAGCUCCAUCGCAUACAAGACGUACUUCAUAUUCGGUACCUUCAACUUUUCAGCCUUCAUCCAUAUCUUGUUCUGCUUCCCCGAGACGGCAGGUCGGACACUGGAGGAGAUCGAGGCCGUGUUCGAACAAGGCCAUAUCUUCACCGCGUGGAAGGUCAAGAAGGAUGUGGGGAGAAGGACGCUUGAGGAUGUCGUUUCUCAUCACAAAGAUGUAGUGCACAAUGAUGCAGACGAGAAAAUUGUUUAAGAUUGUAUGACCCCGUUUGAUCACUUCAUUUUUUGUUGAGUUUCGAGAUCGAAUACUGUGUAUGCCCCUUGCUCAUUACUUUAUUGCUGUUCCUGCGUUUCAUCAUUUGUAGUAUUCGAGCUCAUGAAGUAAGCAACUUUCACAUCGUCUCAGU
Heterobasidion irregulare TC 32-1 is the source of this 1747-nucleotide messenger RNA. RefSeq names its product MFS sugar transporter. The transcript has 12 exons. Gene Ontology annotation, biological process: carbohydrate transport; transmembrane transport. The record is from RefSeq and is a predicted model, not a curated record. NCBI's taxonomy places the organism in Eukaryota, Fungi, Basidiomycota, Agaricomycetes, Russulales, Bondarzewiaceae. Gene Ontology annotation, molecular function: carbohydrate:proton symporter activity. Gene Ontology annotation, cellular component: membrane. Bases 52 to 1593 code for a protein of 513 amino acids.